UCUGCCCCAUGGUAGGCGCGGUGGUCGCAAAGACGCCAGCCUUUAAAGUUCCAGUUACUCUUGACAGCCCCCACCCCCUUUGGCGCGGCAGCCUGUUGAACCGGAGCCACUCACCCCCUCAUGCUCCGCCCUGCCCAACAUUGCCCUGGUGUCGAGGCAACCAUGAUCCUACCCAGAGCUAUCUGCUACCCGAGCCCUUACGCCAGCUAGGAGUCUGUUUCACAAGUGUGCGCCCACCCUCAUGUUUCUUCACGGGAAGCCCCUGCUUUUUAUACACUCUUAAUAAGUCACCUAAAGAGGUCGGUACCCGCGUGCGCUCUCAAGCGUAUAAACCGCUAGCCCACCACAGGAAAAAUCGGUCCCAACAUUUUGGGAUCCGAGCCGCGGCGGCCGAAGCAAUGCAAAGCCGAACCUCGCCCGUCCGGCCACCUGCGCGCGCGUUACCGUACGCACAUAUGCCCUCAUUUUCGAGUCCCUCAUUUCCCCCCCUGCCACCACGCGCGCGGUCACGUGGGCCAUCUCCGACGGCGAGGGCGGGGGGUAUCGCGCGAAGCCGCGCGAGACCCGGGACCGCUGGGUGAGCGCGCGAGCCUCUGCCAGGUCCCCAGCUAGGAGGCUGAAACUCCCCCUCCCCCCUCGCGUACUCCCCCUUCCCCCAUUCUCUUUCCCGGCCCCUCCCCCGCCGAGCAGCGGGCAGUGCCGCGGCGGCACCUGGGUAAGGGAUGCACCUCCAUAGCCCUUUUGGGUUUCUCCGCUCCGAUUGCAGACUCCGGGCGUGAGCCGCUCCGCGGAGGCUUGCAAGCUGCCGGCACCGGUCGCGAGACAGAUAGCCACCAUGGAUACUGCUAGCCAUAGCCUUGUCCUUCUGCAGCAGUUGAAUAUGCAGCGGGAAUUUGGUUUUCUCUGUGAUUGCACUGUUGCCAUUGGAGAUGUUUACUUCAAAGCUCAUCGGGCCGUGCUUGCUGCUUUUUCUAAUUAUUUCAAAAUGAUAUUUAUUCAUCAAACCAGUGAAUGCAUAAAAAUACAGCCGACUGAUAUCCAACCUGAUAUAUUCAGUUAUUUGUUGCACAUUAUGUACACUGGGAAAGGGCCAAAGCAAACUGUGGAUCACGGCCGUUUGGAAGAAGGAAUUCGAUUUCUUCAUGCAGACUACCUUUCUCACAUUGCCACAGAAAUGAACCAAGUCUUUUCUCCAGAGACUGUCCAGUCUUCAAAUCUGUAUGGGAUUCAGAUCUCAACUACACAAAAAACCACAGCCAAGGAAGGCCUGGAGAUGAAAGAGAACCCUUCUAAUAGCAACGGAAACAGAAGUGUUGCCCAAGGUGACCACCCCCAGUUACAGCUCUCCCUUGCUAUUGGGCUGGAUGAUGGCACUCCAGACCAGCAGAUAUCCCAUGCUUCUUCUCAGUCAAUGGAGGAGCUUCAGAAGCCUCCAGUAUCUAUCAAGCAAGAAAGGUGUGACCCUGAAUCUGUUGUAUCUCAGAGCCACCCCUCUCCUUCUUCAGAGGUGACAGGCCCAACUUUCACUGAGAGUGGUGUCAAAAUACACUUGUGCCACUACUGUGGGGAACGCUUUGACUCACGGGGUAACUUGCGAGAACAUCUCCACACUCAUGUGUCUGGGUCCCUUCCCUUCGGAGUUCCAGCUUCCAUCCUGGAGAGUAAUGACCUUGGGGAAGUCCAUCCAAUUGGUGAAAGCAACGAGGCUCUUGGAGAGUGCCACCGGCUCAAUACCUUUCUUGUCAAAGAAAAUGAGCAGCAGCCUGACCACCCAAAUCGUGGCAGCAUGGAACCGUUGCAGAUCAGUCAGCUGUCUCUGAUCUCCAAAGACACAGAACCAGUGGAGUUAAACUGUAACUUUUCUUUCUCAAGAAAAAGAAAAAUCAACUGUACUAUCUGUGGUCAUAAGUUUCUCCGGAAGAGCCAGUUGCUGGAACACAUGUACACACAUAAAGGUAAAUCUUAUAAAUAUAACCGAUGUCCAGGUUUUGGGAAUCCAGUGGCCCAGAGAUUUCAGCCAUAUUGUGACAGCUGGUCUGAGAGUCCUCUGAAAAGUUCUAGUUUGUCUCAAGAGCGCUUAGAUUCCUCAUGUACUUUAGAGUCUGACCUCACACAAGAAAAUGUGGACACCAUCCUAGUAGAGUAGCUUUCCUUCACAAUAGCAUCAUUGGUUUUGAAAACAAGGGGGGGGGAGUAUAUAAUGGUUUUUAUUUACAGUUCCAACCCCCAAACUCCCUUUCAGUAUUACUGAAUUGUUCACCCUGUCAUCCAAGAUUUUAAAAGCCAAAUUUUAUUUUAUUUUCAAAGUGGCAAAAUUAAUUUGAAAUCACCAUUGCCCUUGAUAAGAAUACAGCAAUGAAGUGACUUAUUAAAAUGCAAACUUUCCAUUAAUUAAUUAGAUAAUUCUUUAGAAUUCAGCUAAAAUAGUCAAACCAAAUUCAGGAAUUUUUAUAAUUGGUCAUUUAAAUUAUUCCAGAAAGUAGAACUUCUAAAAUUAUCAUAUAGAAUUUGAAGUAGAUCAAUUCUGUUCCAAAGUGUUAUUCCAGAGCCUCACUGUUUGGUUAAUAUCUCACAUAAAUCAUACCCUACAAAAAAUAUUCCAUAGUUUUCAUUAUAUAGCAAACAAGUAAUUAAUUGUUAACAUGAAGAUGCCAAGUAUAAAAUAUCAGAAUUGGUUACUAAAGCAUAACCUUUAUUAGUCAUGAAUAUGGUUUUAAAGUUACUUUUUUAAAACUUCCAAUCCUAAAACACAGUGAUAUAAAUUAUAAAGAUUUAAGCAUAAUAAAUGUGAGCCAUCUUCCCUCAGUCUCAAAAUAGUCCAGUAUCCAUACAACAAAGAUAAUUUUUUUUAAAAAAAGUUUUUCAGUUUGCCAUUUAUUUUAGUCAAGUAUCCCAACAUUGAGGAAUUAAAAUGUUUUUCAUGACCAUAUCUAAAACCCAUGAUAUUACCUUCCCAUUCAUAAGUUUAACGUGACUUUCAUUUCUAAUAGUGCUCUUCCCAAGACUAAGACAGAAUUAACAUUGUCAAUUCAUUUUGCUGCUCUGACAAGUCUUGUAGACUUCUUAUUAGAAUGCCAAAGGAUAGUCUAGUUAACUUAUUUCUUCUAUUUUAAAAAUACGUUAAAAUGCACAGAAUUCUAAAACAACAAAAGAAUGUUUUUCUAAAACAGACUUUUUUGUAGUGACUUGUGAUUAAAAUUGAAAUAUAAAAAAAUAAUAAUUUGUUUAAGUUUCUUUAUUGCAUUGUUUCUUGAGCGUACUGUGACACUUAACCUACCUUUCAGUAAGGAGUCAGUUGAGAAAACUAUUCCAAAUAGUACUGACCAAGAUGAUUUUUCAGAGAAAGUAUUUAAUUUUAAGGGAAUGAACUUUUUCUGAAUGUUGAUUAAAAUUUGAAGUCAAGGGUCCACUGAGCUUUCUGAGUUCAGGGUUGAUACAUAAGGAACUAUAGCUGAGUAUCUCUUGCUGGACAUUGGUUAUGGGGGGAUGGCUGUUUAGGGUAUUAGAUAAAGUAAUUUAAUCUUUAAUCUUAUUCUUUUACUUAAGUUAGGCCGCAGGCCACAAGUGACCACAAAUAUAUUUAUAAUUUAUUUUUAAAAUAAUUAAUAUUUAAAUUAAAAUGUAAUUAUGCUUCCCUUUACGAAUGUAAUUUUCCUGUUUGUUUUUUUUUAACUUUUAUUUCUUCAUUUCUUUCUCCUAACAUUGAUGUAGGACACUGAAUAGGAAGUAGAUAGUUAAAUAGUGAGCAUUAGGUAUAUCUGUCUUAUAUGUUUGUUGGGCAUAGAGCCAGGGGAAGUAAGAAUGAGGAUUUUAUGGUAGGAGUGUUAGACAUCCUAGUCUUGCCCCUAAGAAAUCUCACAUCAAAGAACACUAAUUUGAAGAAGUUCAUUCUGAUUUGUUUGGACAGUUUAAAAAAAAUUGGUUGGCUAAAAUGCAAAAUAUGUAUAUAUGUAUGAUCUUUCCUUAAUCCUCAUGCUAUCUCUCUGUUUUAGGAAGUGGAAAAGCACUACUAACACCAUUUUACAGAAAAAAACCCAAAACCUGAAUCCCAGAGGUCAAGUGGUGGUGGUGUGGGGACUGACCCCAGCCUUCAUUUAUUCAUACAUACAUGCAUGCAUGCAUUUGUUCUUUCGUUUAACAAAUUUUUGUUAAAGCACCUUCCAUGGGCCUAACACAGUGUUCUAAGUCUGGUGGUAUCGUUAUAAUAGACACAAAGGCUAGCAAAGAAAGACAGCCCUUCACCCCCCACAAAAUCAGUAAAAUAAUUUGGGACUUCAUUUUGUUUUCUUCAACAUAGGUGUGCAAUAUCAACCUACUUCACAGGGAUCAGUGUGAAUCAAUUCAGUCAUGAAUUUUGAGUCCUCCAAAAUAUGUAGGUUUUUGGCCUAUAAUUCACUGGUAUAGGAGCCAGCAGCUCAUCUGUGACUUAGAGCCUUUGAGGGCCCAUGGCCACAGACAAUACGUGUCACUGUCCAGGCUUGAACCCCAAUCUGCCUAACUCCAAGGCUUCUCACUAUCCAUUCUGCCACUCUGGUAAUAAGCAUUAUCACAUUAUUACACAAAUACAAUACACAGAUGUCCCUUAUGAAUCAUCUUUAGAAAUCUCUCCCUUGUCACUUUCCAGACCUUAUAGUGGGUUCCUUGUCUUGCAUUUACCAUCUGCUAGCUCAAAUGCAGCAGCUGUGGACCCAAAUGGAUUCAGAAAAUGCUGUACUUUUCAGAGAUGUUGGUUGUGAUGUAACAGUAUUUUUUUUAAAUCAGGUAGAUUGUGUCUGAUUGUUACAGAUUUUGUCAGUAUUCAGAGAACGUUUAUUUCUCCUGCCUUACAAAGACACUGAGAACUUUCUGAUUUAUAAUUGUCCAAAUUUUUAUUUUUUGCUCUGAUCUUCUGUUUUCUUGUCUUUAAAAGGAUCAGAGAAAUGCCUACUUCACGGGUGUUAGGAUUAAUGUAUGAAACUGUCAAAGUGUUCGGUCUUGAUAGUCCCAUGUGUGGGAGACCUUACUGUUGUUGUUUCCCUCUAUUCUUUAGCUAAGCUUGGAGCGUCAGCUUUUUGGGGCAUUCAUGCAAGAACCCUAGAAAUAUGGAAAUUUUCUAGCCGAUUAACAGCUUCAUCUUAUGAGGCAUCAAGUUUGAGAAAUUAAUGCUUAAAAUCUGAAAUUUAAGAUAAAUGAAUGUGAACUUUAAACAUGUUCCAGCAUCACUAAAAACCAGCUAAUUUCAAUAUCUGGUGAAAGCACAUUGAAUAAUAAAAGGGGAAAGCCCUUAGUUUUCUAGGUAUAGUACAAACAGUCGAAAAGGAAAAAAAGGAUAGUGAAACAUAUGAGUUCAUGUCCUUUCUUAUUCAUACUUUUGGAAGCAAAACUUCAAACAAGGUAAAAGGAAAAAAUAAUAGUCUUGGGAUGGUACAAUUUCAGUAAAGCCUUUCUUAGGCAAAUUUUUGAUGUUGAAACUGAAGAUUGAAUAUCAUUUUUGGUAGUAAUUUAGAUUAAAAUAUAGACUGUGUGAAGAGUACAAAAAACCCAUCUAGUUUAGCAUUGCGUCUUUGUAUGUUUCAAGUUGCAAAUGUAGCUGUAUAGUAUUUUCUUAUGACCAUUGAGUUUAAAAUUCUUCAUACCAAAAUCAGUAAAUGAUUAUUCUGUGAUAUAAAUCUGUUGGAUUUAAGGGGGAAAUUAUGGUGAGAUUAUGAAUCUUCCUCUCCAACCCACUUCUCUCAACAUUGAAUCUUUUUAAGUACGGGAAAAGCCAAGCCCAUAAUUUUUCAGGGCUUGGAGAAGCCAGUUCAUUAUGCUUUACUCGGUAUGUGUCUAUGACACACCUUGCACACUUAGGCUGAUGUUCAUACAGCUUCAUUUUUCCUGUUACUGACUUGUCUCUGUUGUGUGCCUACUGUUUGAUCAGGUAGAUAAAAUAUAAGCUGGAAGCAUUAAAAAAAAUUUGGAUUACAAAAUUUGCAUAAUUAAAAAAAUAAAGCCCCCAUAAGAGUUUUCAGAGGACAGGUAAUGCACAGAAAACAGAACAUACCAAUACCAAUAAUAAACACACUGUAUUAUUGCAUGACAGAGUUAUGCAAUUCCAUUUAUAAUGAAUUUAAAAUGUUUCAAAUAUCUGUUCCUUUAAAAACAAAACUGUCAUCCUUUUAUUGGAAUGGAAGCAAUUGCAUUUUCAUGUAUUUUAUCAAGAAAAAAUAAAUGUGUGUGACAAUUUAAAAUACUGUCUGGGCUUGUUUUCAUAAUCAUUUAAUUUGUGAA
Molecule: messenger RNA, 6249 nt
Organism: Sarcophilus harrisii (Tasmanian devil)
Lineage: Eukaryota; Metazoa; Chordata; Mammalia; Dasyuromorphia; Dasyuridae
Gene: ZBTB25
Product: zinc finger and BTB domain containing 25
Exons: 3
Coding region: 836-2146 (436 amino acids)
Biological process (GO): regulation of transcription by RNA polymerase II
Cellular component (GO): nucleus
Molecular function (GO): DNA-binding transcription factor activity, RNA polymerase II-specific; protein binding; RNA polymerase II cis-regulatory region sequence-specific DNA binding
Source: RefSeq, a predicted model, not a curated record